CAGUUACUACUGCAAGGUUACAUCACAGCUAUAUCUCUUCUGUAAAGUUGAAUUGGAAAAGAAAAAAAGGGUUUCCAUAUCAAAUGAAUAAGGCUUCCACAAUGCUGGCCAAAUUUUGGCUGGGCAUAAUAUGUAUUUUGGGAUCUUCAUAUUUCGCACGGGCAACACUUUGUAAUGUAACUGAACACAGCACAGUUACGAGAAAUGCUUCCUGCGACUCCAAUUCGUUUCUUCUGGUCCAUGGUUACAAGCUCGUCACCAGUUAUGGUGGUGACUGUUUAUACCGAAAAGAAAUCGUAGAAACAAGUCAGACGUGUUGCGAUGGUUGGACAGGACAAUAUUGCAACAUACCAAUUUGUACGAUAGCAUGCAAAAAUGAAGGUACUUGUGUUCAACCAAAUAAAUGCCAAUGUAUGGAGAAGUAUAAAGGUUUAUACUGCGAAUUCAACAUGGCAGGUGUGACUGAUGACUUGAAGUUUUGUUUUGAUACAAAUCUAUGCAAUGAAACCGCCCUAGAAGCGCAUUCCGGUAACUUGACAAGCAUACAAGAUUGUUGUGGUGAGAGAGAUACCGGUUCUUGGGGUGUAGCCUCAGCGGAAUGCACUACCUGCAACUUUCAGAAGAGCAGUCCAGAGGCAAGAGAUGAACUUGGAGAUCAAAGCUGCCGUUUCAAAGACACUCGCAUGUUUAAGACCUUUGAUGGAAAGAUGUUUGGAAUUCCUUACAGUAAAGCUACUAUUAAACUUGUAGAAUACAGCAGCUUGUGGUCGGUGGUACUAAAACUUGAGAACUGUAACAGUGCACUUCAGUGUAAAAAGAAACUAGAAAUCAGAGUUGAUGGCAAAACAAUUUCGACCAAUGGUACCCAUGUAAUGGUUGAUGGAAGCCUUGUGGAACCAGGCAAAUUCAAAGAUGGUAUUUCGUUGAGUACUCACUAUGGAUACUUAAAUCUUGUCGUCAACUCAAUUCCUAUCAAAUUCUUAUUGAGCGAAGAUCUGAUACACAUGACACCAACUUCCAUUCUCUUCCAGAGCUCUUUAUUGAAAGGGUUAUGUGGAAAUUACGAUCAUGAUCCUAACAAUGACUUCCAAAAACGAAGUGGUGUCACACUGACAACAGCAAGAAGUUUCGUUGACCAUUAUAAAGUCCUCAAUGAUGCAUCCACACUACAUGAAGUCACUACAACUCAAGACAGUACCUAUCCAGAAGCAAAUGCGAUAUGUUAUAAAAUUGCUUCAUUUAGAAUUAGUGCUGAGAGCAUUGUUAUGCUUAACUACUGUUAUGGUGUCGUCCGUGAAAGUGCUUCGGCAAGUGAAGCAAUGGAGAUAGCUUGCUUAAGUGUAAGAAAUUCAGCUUUUGAAUACGGAACAUUGAAUAUACCCAUUUCGGACUGGAGAAAUGAUAAUAACAUUUGCCCAACUGAUUGUCCUGGAGGAAUGGUAUACAGUGACUGUGGACCUGCUUGCCCAAACUUUUGUGGCGGUGGUGGUGGAAAUGCAGAAGAGAGCUGUGAUUUUUCUUGUGUUCCUGGCUGCUAUUGCCCUGAUGGACAACGCUAUGAACAAGGAAAGUGCAUAACUGAAGAACAAUGUCCAUGUGAAUAUAACGGAAAGAAAUACUCGAAUGGAACAUCCACAUAUAUGGAUUGCUAUCCCUGCGAAUGUGUAAACAGUGUAUGGCAAUGUGCAACAAAGCAAUGUCCUAAAACAUGCAGCCUCAUUGGGCAAAACACUUUCACUACCUUUGAUGCAUCAGUUUAUACCAUGUCACCAGCUGCUUGUGAAUAUACCCUUGUUCAGUCUAUAAAUACAACAAACGAUCUAAAGAUAUCACUCGAAUUUGAGAGUUGUUCUUCUCCAUUUAAUUCUGACAUCAACUGUUUUUUCAAACUUAAUGUUAAGAUGCAUCAUUAUACUAUCUCAAUCAAACCGACAGGGUAUUUCAUCAAUUCCCUAUAUCAAAAUGACACUGUUUUCUCUGGGAGCCACAUUUUUGUGAAAAAAGUAACAAAUAACUUCUACUUCCUUGAAAGUGACUAUUUCAGUAUUUCAUAUGAAGUAGGCGAAGCAGUCUACAUAAAACUGGACCCGAAGUUCAGUGGACAAGUGCUUGGCCUCUGUGGGAACUUUGAUAAUUCUUUAAAUAAUGAUUUCACUAGCUAUAAUGGAUUAGUAUUGCAUAAAAAUGAGUUUAUCAAAGAAUUUAUGAGCCUAUCAUGUCCUGCAGAACAAGUAGAAGAAACUGAUGUGGACCCAUGCGUUAUAGACGAUUCUAACUUAGAAACGGCUACAAAGUACUGCUCAAUUUUGGAGGAAAGUCCAGUAUUUGAAGAAUGUUUAAGCGUUGUUCGAUCAGACACAUAUAAAAAACUUUGCAUGAGGGAUAUGUGCAAUAGUUUAAAUUACAAUAAACAAGCAUUUUGCAUUGCCCUGGAAGCUUAUACAAGAGAAUGUGCUGAAAAUAAUAUCACUAUUGACUGGCAGUCUAAUUCCACAAUCAAUGAUGCUUGUAGCAUAACAUGUCCUGAAGGUACAGGUCAGCAAUAUUUAAGCUGUAAAUCUUCAUGCCUGACAUCAUGUCAUGACUUAGAUAAGGACUUGUCACAAUGCAAAACUGGCUGCAUAUCUGGGUGUCAGUGUCCAGAUGGCACAUUGAUGAACGAUAUUGGAAUAUGUGUAAAAAUCUCAGAGUGUACCUGCUAUGAUAAACACCACAAGAAACAUUACGAGAAUGGUGAAUCUGUACAGAUAUUUGGCCGAGAUUGUACAUGUGCUAGUGGUACAUGGGAGUGCAAUACAACUACAGAAGAAGUGAUCUGCCGCAAAAAUCAUACAUGGGUCAACAAUGCAACAGACUGUCAAGAAACCUGUCAUACUUUAUCCAAACCUCAACCGUGUAUACUUUAUGAAGAAGAGUAUGAAGGUUGCAGAUGUCCUCCAGAUUAUGUGACCUCUCCAGAUGGUAAUUGUGUUUUACCAAGUCAAUGUCCUUGCAAAUAUGGAAAUGUGUGGAAGCCGGCAGGAACCAAAUUGGAUAUUGGUUGCAAAAAAUUAGAAUGUAUGAAUUCAGUAUGGCAGCAGAGGAAUACUCCAGAAGACUGUCCAGCUGAAUGUUGGACAUCUGGUGCAUCUCACUACUCUACAUACGAUGGUCUUCACUACUCCUUUGAAAGCGAUUGUGCAUAUACCUUUACAGAAUCAUUGGAUGGAACAUUUAAAGUUAUUGUCAGGAAUAUUGAAUGCAACUUCCCGUUUACAUAUUGCACAAAGAAUGUUGAGUUAAAAAUCUUCAACAAAACCAUUCACUUUGUACAAGGAAAGCCACCAACCUUUGAUGGCACGGAUAUUUCUGAUAGAGGUCUUGUCAGAAAUAAUUUUUCAGUGAAGGCAACCGAAUUCACUUAUAUAGUUCAUACAAGUAUAGGUUUUACACUUACAUGGGAUAAAGGUACUAGACUUUAUGUCCAACUGAGCGAGGAAUGGGCUGGAAAAGUACAAGGUCUGUGUGGCAACAGAGAUCAGGAUUCUACAAAUGACUUUCUAACAAGAUCCAAUUCAAAUGAAAAAGUACCUUCUGAAUUUGCCCAUACUUGGAGAGUUAAUGACUGCCUAAAGCCUCCUUCAACUUUGAUAGAUGCUUGUGAGGUACAGCCAGGCAGAAAACCAUGGGCUAUUGAAUCCUGUAAAGUUAUUAAAUAUGGCACUGUCUUCUCCUUAUGUCGAGAAGUGUUACCAGAUACUGUAGUGCAGGAAUAUUAUGAAGACUGCUUACACGAUUCUUGUGGUUGCAACUUGGGUGGAGAUUGUGAAUGUUAUUGUACAGCAGUUGCAAACUUUGCCAAAAGAUGUACAAACAUUGGAGUUGUAGCUAGAUGGCGAAACAAUGAUAGGUGUGCUGUUAUGUGUGAUGGGCUUCGAGUCUACAAAGAAUGUGGUUCUUCCAAUCCUCCAACAUGUAGAGACAAACAAGAAACCCAUCUUUACGACAAUACUACCUUUUGUGUAGAAGGCUGUUUUUGUCCACCGGGUUAUGUUGAAGACGGAGAAGAUUGUAUUAAACCAGAUGACUGUGUUUGUUGGUAUGAAGGGAAAAUAUAUCCAUCUAAAGCUGUCGUUAGAUUUAACGACUGUCAUAACUGUACUUGUGAGGCUGGAGAUAUGAUAUGUUACAAGUGUGACUGUACUGAUGGUUUCCAGUGCACUGAUCUUACGUGCAUCAACAAAACUAAAGUUUGUGAUGGGACCUUCGAUUGCCAUGAUGCAACAGAUGAACUGAACUGCGGACCUCCUAUCCCUACAGAAACAACACCCACUGGAACGACAGCCUCUACAGCUACAACAACCACUGGAACGACUGCCUCUACAGCUAUAACAACCACUGGAAUUACAGGAACCACCACACCUUAUAUACCCACUGGAGAACCAUCUAACAAACCAAACACAAAAGUUACUGUGUCACCACCAACAGCAACAGCAUCCUCUACAGCUACAACACCCACUGAAUCAACCACGGCAUUUGGGACUUCUGAAGGAACACAAGUAACAACAAAGACAACCAGUUCAACAAUACCACCAACGUUGACAUCUUCAAUAACCAGUGCACCAAUGACAUCAACAAGUGUAACAACACCGUCAACCACUCCACAAAUGACAACAACAACAACUGCAACAAGACCAUUGACUAGUGCACCAACGACAUCAACUAGUGCAACAUCCUCAACCAGUGCAACAUCACCGUCAACCAGUGCACCAACGACAUCAACCAGUGCAACAACGUCCUCAACCAGUGCCCCAACGACAUCAACCAGUGCAACAACACCCUCAACCAGUGCAACAACGACAUCAACCAGUGCAACAACACCCUCAACAAGUGCAACAUCACCAUCAACCAGUGCACCAACGACAUCAACCACUGCACAAACGACAACAGUUACCGCAACAACACCGUCCACCAGUGUACAAACAUCAUCAACCAGUGCAACAACUCCGUCAGCCAGUACUCCGACAUCAACUAGGGCAACAACCACAUCAACAAGUGCAGGAACAACAACUAUGGAAAAUUGGUCAACCAGUCCAACAACACCAUCAACAAGUGCACCGACGACGUCAACCGCUGCAACUACAGCGUCAACCACUGCACAAACUACAACGAUUAGCGAAACAACACCCUCAACCAGUGCACCAACAACAUCAACAAGUGCACAAACGACAACAGUUACCGAAACAACACCGUCAACUAGUACACCAACAUCAACCAGUGCAGCAACGACAUCAACCAGUGCAACAACACCCUCAACCAGUGCAACAUCACCAUCAACCAGUGCACCGACGACAUCAACCAGUGCACAAACGACAACAGUUACCGCAACAACACCGUCCACCAGUGUACCAACAUCAUCAACCAGUGCAACAACUCCGUCAGCCAGUACUCCGACAUCAACUAGGGCAACAACCACAUCAACAAGUGCAGGAACAACAACUAUGGAAAAUUGGUCAACCAGUCCAACAACACCAUCAACAAGUGCACAAACGACAACAGUUACCGAAACAACACCGUCAACUAGUGCACCAACAUCAACCAGUGCAGCAACGACAUCAACCAGUACAGCAACGACAUCAACCAGUGCAACAUCACCAUCAACCAGUGCACCAACGACAUCAACCAGUGCACAAACGACAACAGUUACCGCAACAACACCGUCCACCAGUGUACCAACAUCAUCAACCAGUGCAACAACUCCGUCAGCCAGUACUCCGACAUCAACCAGGGCAACAACCACAUCAACAAGUGCAGGAACAACAACUAUGGAAAAUUGGUCAACCAGUGCAACAACACCAUCAACAAGUGCACCGACGACGUCAACCGCUGCAACUACAGCGUCAACCACUGCACAAACUACAACGAUUAGCGAAACAACACCCUCAACCAGUGCACCAACAACAUCAACAAGUGCACAAACGACAACAGUUACCGAAACAACACCGUCAACUAGUGCACCAACAUCAACCAGUGCAACAACACCGUCAGCCAGUACUCCGACAUCAACCAGGGCAACAACCACAUCAACAAGUGCAGAAACAACAACUAUGGAAAAUUGGUCAACCAGUCCAACAACACCAUCAACAAGUGCACCAACGACGUCAACCGCUGCAACUACAGCGUCAACCACUGCACAAACUACAACGAUUAGCGAAACAACACCCUCAACCAGUGCACCAACAACAUCAACAAGUGCACAAACGACAACAGUUACCGAAACAACACCGUCAACCAGUGCAACAACAUCAACCAGUGCAACAACACCGUCAGCCAGUACUCCAACGACAUCAACCAGUGCACCAACGUCCUCAACCAGCGCAACAACACCCUCAACCAGUGCAACAACACCCUCAAUCAGUGCAACAACACCCUCAACCAGUGCACAAACGACAUCAACCAGUGCAACAACACCCUUAACCAUUGUAACAACGACAUCAACCAGUGCAACAACACCCUCAACCAGUGCAACAACAACAUCAACCAGUGCAGUAACGACAUCAACCAGUGCACCAACGACAUCAACCAGUGCAACAUCACCAUCAACCAGUGCACCAACGACAUCAACCAGUGCACAAACGACAACAGUUACCGCAACAACACCGUCCACCAGUGUACCAACAUCAUCAACCAGUGCAACAACUCCGUCAGCCAGUACUCCGACAUCAACCAGGGCAACAACCACAUCAAGUGCAGGAACAACAACUAUGGAAAAUUGGUCAACCAGUGCAACAACACCAUCAACAAGUGCACCGACGACGUCAACCGCUGCAACUACAGCGUCAACCGCUGCAACUACAGCGUCAACCGCUGCAACUACAGCGUCAACCACUGCACAAACUACAACGAUUAGCGAAACAACACCCUCAACCAGUGCACCAACAACAUCAACCAGUGCACAAACGACAACAGUUACCGAAACAACACCGUCAACUAGUGCACCAACAUCAACCAGUGCAACAACACCGUCAGCCAGUACUCCGACAUCAACCAGGGCAACAACCACAUCAACAAGUGCAGGAACAACAACUAUGGAAAAUUGGUCAACCAGUCCAACAACACCAUCAACAAGUGCACCAACGACGUCAACCGCUGCAACUACAGCGUCAACCACUGCACAAACUACAACGAUUAGCGAAACAACACCCUCAACCAGUGCACCAACAACAUCAACAAGUGCACAAACGACAACAGUUACCGAAACAACACCGUCAACCAGUGCAACAACACCCUCAACCAGUGCAACAACACCCUCAACCAGUGCAACAACACCCUCAACCAGUGCAACAACACCCUCAACCAGUGCAACAACACCCUCAACCAGUGCAACAACACCCUCAACCAGUGAAGCAACGAUAUCAACCAGUGCAACAACAUCCGCAACAAGUGCUACAACACCCUCAACCAGUGCCCCAACGACAUCAACCAGUGCAACAACACCCUCAACCAGUGCAACAACGACAUCAACCAGUGCACAAACGACAUCAACCAGUGCAACAACGUCCUCAACCAGUGCCCCAACGACAUCAACCAGUGCAACAACACCCUCAACCAGUGCAACAACGACAUCAACCAGUGCAACAACGUCCUCAACCAGUGCACAAACGACAUCAACCAGUGCAACAACACCCUUAACCAUUGUAACAACGACAUCAACCAGUGCAGCAACCACAUCAACUAGUGCAACAACACCCUCAACCAGUGCAACAACAACAUCAACCAGUGCAGCAACGACAUCAACCAGUGCAGCAACGACAUCAACCAGUGCAACAACACCCUCAACAAGUGCAACAUCACCAUCAACCAGUGCACCAACGACAUCAACCAGUGCACAAACGACAACAGUUACCGCAACAACACCGUCCACCAGUGUACAAACAUCAUCAACCAGUGCAACAACUCCGUCAGCCAGUACUCCGACAUCAACCAGGGUAACAACCACAUCAACAAGUGCAGGAACAACAACUAUGGAAAAUUGGUCAACCAGUCCAACAACACCAUCAACAAGUGCACCGACGACGUCAACCGCUGCAACUACAGCGUCAACCACUGCACAAACUACAACGAUUAGCGAAACAACACCCUCAACCAGUGCACCAACAACAUCAACAAGUGCACAAACGACAACAGUUACCGAAACAACACCGUCAACUAGUACACCAACAUCAACAAGUGCAGCAACGACAUCAACUAGUGCAACAACACCCUCAACCAGUGCAACAACACCAUCAACAAGUGCACCGACGACGUCAACCGCUGCAACUACAGCGUCAACCACUGCACAAACUACAACGAUUAGCGAAACAACACCCUCAACCAGUGCACCAACAACAUCAACAAGUGCACAAACGACAACAGUUACCGAAACAACACCGUCAACUAGUGCACCAACAUCAACCAGUGCAGCAACGACAUCAACCAGUACAGCAACGACAUCAACCAGUGCAACAUCACCAUCAACCAGUGUACCAACGACAACAGUUACCGAAACAACACCGUCAACUAGUGCACCAACAUCAACCAGUGCAACAACACCGUCAGCCAGUACUCCGACAUCAACCAGGGCAACAACCACAUCAACAAGUGCAGGAACAACAACUAUGGAAAAUUGGUCAACCAGUCCAACAACACCAUCAACAAGUGCACCAACGACGUCAACCGCUGCAACUACAGCGUCAACCACUGCACAAACUACAACGAUUAGCGAAACAACACCCUCAACCAGUGCACCAACAACAUCAACAAGUGCACAAACGACAACAGUUACCGAAACAACACCGUCAACCAGUGCAACCACAUCAACCAGUGCAACAACACCGUCAGCCAGUACUCCAACGACAUCAACCAGCGCAACAACACCCUCAACCAGUGCAACAACACCCUCAACCAGUGCAACAACACCCUCAACCAGUGCAACAGCACCCUCAACCAGUGCACCGACGACAUCAACCAGUGCACCAACGUCCUCAACCAGUGCAACAACACCCUCAACCAGUGCAACGACACCCUCAACCAGUGCAACUACACCCUCAACCAGUGCAACAGCAACCUCAACCAGUGCACCGACGACAUCAACCAGUGCCCCAACAACAUCCACCAGUGCUCCGACAUCAACCAGUGCAACAACACCCUCAACUAGUGCUCCAACAACAUCAACCAGUGCAGCAACGACAUCAACCAGUGCAACAACACCCUCAACCAGUGCACCAACGACAUCAACCAGUGCAACAACACCCUCAACCAGUGCAGCAACGACAUCAACCAGUGCAGCAACAUCAACUAGUGGAACAACAUCCUCAACCAGUGCAACAACACCAUCAUCCAGUGCACCAACAUUAACAAGCGCAACAACACCCUCAACUAGUGCCCCAACGACAUCAACCAGUGCACAAACGACAUCAACCAGUGCAACAACACCCUCAACUAGUGCACCGACGACGUCAACCAGUGCAACAACACCGUCAACAAGUGCACCAACGACAUCAACCAGUGGAACGACACAAUCAACCACAGCACAAACGACAGCAGUUACCGCAACAACACCGUCAACCAGUGCAACAACACCGUCAGCCAGUACUCCAACAUCAACCAGGGCAACAACCACCUCAACAAGUGCAGGAACAACAACUAUGGAAAAUUGGUCAACCAGUCCAACAACACCAUCAACAAGUGCACCGACGACAUCAACCGGUACAACUACAGCGUCAACCACAGCACAAACUACAACAAUUAGCGAAACAACACAGUCAACCAGUCCAACAGCACCAUCAACCAGUGCACAAACGACAACAGUUACCGCAACAACAACGUCAACCAGUGCAACAACAACAUCAACAAGUGCACCAACAUCAACCAGUGCUCCAACGACAUCAACCAGUGCAGCAACGCCCUUAUCCAGUACAACAAAAUCCUCAACUAGUGUAACAACACCUCCAACCAUUGCAACAUCACCGUCAACCAGUAAACCAACGACACCAACCAGUGCUCCAACGACAUCAACCAGUGCACAAACGACAACAGUUACUGCAACAACACCCUCAACCAGUGCACAAACCACAUCAACAAGUGCAACUGCACCCUCAACCAUUGCAACGACAACAAUACCCGAAACAUCGUCAAGCAGUGCACCAACAUCUUCAACAGGUGCACCGACGACGUCAACCAGUGCAACACCGUCAACAAGUGCAACAACGACAACAAUAAGUGCAACAACAACCUCAACCAGUGCUCCAACAACAUCAACCAGUGCUCCAACAACAUCAACCAGUGCAAAAACGCCGUCAACCAGUGCGCAAACGACAACAAUACCCGAAACAUCGUCAACCAGUGCACCAACAUCGUCAACCAGUGCAUCGACGACGUCAACUAGCGCAACAACACCGUCAACAAGUGCACAAACGACAACAGUUACCGCAACAGCAACGUCAACCAGUGCAACAACACCGUCAACCAGUGCACCGACGACGUCAACCAGUGCAACAACACCAUCAACAAGUGCACCGACGACGUCAACCGGUACAACAACAGCGUCAACCACUGCACAAACUACAACAAUUAGCGAAACAACACUGUCAACAAGUGCACCGACGACAUCAAUCAGUGCAACAGCAGAAACAACGAGUGCUCAAACGACAACAGCACCAACAACAUCAACCAGUGCACAAACGACAACAGUUACCGCAACUCCGUCAACCAGUGCAACAACACCAUCAACCAGUGCACCAACGACAUCAACCAGUGCAACAACACCCUCAACCAGUGUCCCAACGACAUCGACUAUUGCAACGACACCCUCAACCAGUGCCCCAACGACAGCAACCAGUGCUCCAACGACAUUAACCAGUGCACAAACGACAUCAACCAGUGCAGCAACAACAUCAACCAGUGCAGCAACACCCUCAAGCAGUGCAGCAACGACAUCAACCAGUGCAACAACAUCCUCAACCAGUGCAACAUCACCGUCAACCAGUGCACCAACUACAUCGACCAGUGCAACAACACCGUCAACCAGUGCCCCAACCACAUCAACCAGUGCAACAACACCCUCAACCAGUGCCUCAACGACAUCAACUAGUGCACCGACGACGUCAACCGCUGCAACUACAGCGUCAACCAGUGCACAAACGACAACAAUACCCGAAACAUCGUCAACCAGUGCACCGACGUCAACUAGUGCAACAACACCGUCAACAAGUGCACAAACGACAACAGUUACCGCAACAACGUCAACCAGUGCAACAACACCGUCAACCAGUGCACCGACGACGUCAACCAGUGCACCAUCAUCAACCAGUGCAACAACACCGUCAGCCAGUACUCCGACAUCAACCAGGGCAACAACCCCUACAACAAGUGCAGGAACAACAACUAUGGAAAAUUGGUCAACCAGUCCCACAACACCAUCAACAAGUGCACCGACGACGUCAACCGGUACAACUACAGCGUCAACCACUGCACAAACUACAACAAUUAGCGAAACAACACUGUCAACCAGUCCACCGACGACUUCAACCAGUCCAACAGAACAAUCAACCAGUGCACAAACGACAACAGUUACCACAACAACAACGUCGACCAGUGCACCAACAACAUCAACAAGUGCACAAACGACGACAGUUGCCGCAACAACAUCAACAAGUGCAGCAACAACGUCAACAAGUGCAACGACACCGUCAACCAGUGCACAAACGACAACAGUUACCGCAAUACCGUCAACCAGUGCACCAACAUCAACCAGUGCAACAACACCGUCAGCCAGUGCUCCUUCGACAUCAACCAGUGCAACAACACCCUCAACCAGUGCUCCAACGACAUCAACCAGUGCACAAACGACAUCAACCAGUGCACAAACGACAUCAACCAGUGCAACAACAUCCUCAACCAGUGCAACAACACUCUCAACCAGUGCAACAUCAACAUUAACCAGUGCUCCAACGACAUCAACCAGUGCAACAACACCCUCAUCCAGUGUCCCAACGACAUCAACCAGUGCACCAACUACAUCAACCAGUGCACAAACGACAUCAACCAGUGCAACAACGACAUCAACCAGUGCAACAACGACAUCAACCAGUGCAACAACGACAUCAACCAGUGCAACAACGACAUCAACUAGUACAACAACACCCUCAACCAGUGCCCCAACUACAUCGACCAGUGCACCAACGACAUCAACCAGUGCAACAACACCCUCAACCAGUGCACCAACGACAUCAACCAGUGCAACAACACCCUCAACUAGUGCACCAACUACAUCAACCAGUGCAACAACACCCUCAACCAGUGCUCCAACGACAUCAACCAGUGCACAAACGACAUCAACCAGUGCUCCAGCAACAUCAACUAGUGCUCCAACGACAUCAACCAGUGCAGCAACGACAUCAACCAGUGCAACAACAUCCUCAACCAGUGCAACAACUCCGUCAACCAGUGCACAAACGACAACAAUACCCGAAACAUCGUCAACCAGUGCACCAACAUCGUCAACCAGUGCAUCGACGACGUCAACUAGUGCAACAACACCGUCAACAAGUGCACCAUCAUCAACCAGUGCAACAAUACCGUCAGCCAGUACUCCAACAUCAACCAGGGCAACAACCCCGACAACAAGUGCAGGAACAACAACUAUGGAAAAUUGGUCAACCAGUCCAACAACAGGGUCAACCAGUGCUCCAACGACAUCAACCAGUGCACCAACACCUUCAGCCAGUACUCCGACAUCAACCAGGGCAACAACCCCGACAACAAGUGCAGGAACAACAACUAUGGAAAAUUGGUCAACCAGUCCAACAACACCAUCAACAAGUGCACCGAAGACGUCAACCGGUACAACUACAGCGUCAACCACUGCACAAACUACAACAAUUAGCGAAACAACACUGUCAACCAGUGCACCGACGACAUCAAUCAGUGCAACAGCAGAAACAACAAGUGCUCAAACGACAACAGCACCAACAACAUCAACCAGUGCACAAACGACAACAGUAACCGCAACUCCGUCAACCAGUGCAACACCAUCAACCAGUGCACCAACGACAUCAACCAGUGCAACAACACCCUCAACCAGUGCCCCAACGACAUCAACCAGUGCAACAACACCCUCAACCAGAGCAACAACUCCCUCAACUAGUGCAACAUCACCGUCAACCAGUGCACCAACGACAUCAACCAGUGCAACAACAACCUCAACCAGUGCACCAACGACAUCAACCAGUGCACCAACGACAUCAACCAGUGCAACAACACCCUCAACCAGUGCCCCAACGACAUCAACCAGUGCAACAACACCCUCAACCAGUGCAACAACACCCUCAACCAGUGCACCAACGACAUCAACCAGUGCACCAACAACAUCAACAAGUGCACCAACGACAUCAACCAGAGCACAAACGACAUUAACCAGUGCAACAACAUCCUCAACCAGUGCAACAACACCCUCAUCCAGUGCACCAACGACAUCAACAAGCGCAACAACACCCUCAACUAGUGUCCCAACGACAUCAACCAGUGCAACAACACCCUCAACCAGUGCAACAACGACAUCAACCAGUGCGACAACACCCUCAACCAGUGCCCCAACGACAUCAACCAGUGCAACAACACCCUCAACCAGUGCCCCAACGACAUCAACCAGUGCAACAACACCCUCAACCAGUGCCCCAACGACAUCAACCAGUGCAACAACACCCUCAACCAGUGCCCCAACGACAUCAACCAGUGCAACAACACCCUCAACCAGUGCAACAACGACAUCAACCAGUGCAACAACACCCUCAACCAGUGCAACAACUCCCUCAACUAGUGCAACAUCACCGUCAACCAUUGCACCAACAUCAACUAGUGCACCAACGACAUCAACCAGUGCAACAACACCCUCAACCAGUGCUCCAACGACAUCAACCAGUGCACCAACAACAUCAACCAGUGCAGCACCGACAUCAACCAGUGCCCCAACGACAUCAACCAGUGCAACAACACCCUCAACCAGUGCAACAACACCCUCAACCAGUGCAACAACACCCUCAACCAGUGCAACAGAACUCUCAACCAGUGCACCAACGACAUCAACCAGUGCUCCAUCGACAUCAACCAGUGAAGCAACGACAUUAACCAGUGCAACAACACCCUCAACCAGCGCAACAACACCCUCAACUAGUGUCCCAACGACAUCAACCAGUGCACCAACACCCUCAACCAGUGCAGCAACCACAUCAACCAGUGCAACAACACCCUCAACCAGUGCAACAACGACAUCAACCAGUGCAACAACACCCUCAACCAGUGCAACAACUCCCUCAACUAGUGCAACAUCACCGUCAACCAGUGCACCAACAUCAACCAGUGCACCAACGACAUCAACCAGUGCAACAACACCCUCAACCAGUGCUCCAACGACAUCAACCAGUGCACCAACAACAUCAACCAGUGCAGCACCGACAUCAACCAGUGCCCCAACGACAUCAACCAGUGCAGCAACAUCAACCAGUGCAACACUCUCAACCAGUGCAACAACACCCUCAACCAGUGCCCCAACGACAUCAACCAGUGCAACAACACCGUCAACCAGUGCAACAUCACUGUCAACCAGUGCACCAACGACAUCAACCAGUGCACCAACGACAUCAACCAGUGCAACAACACCCUCAACCAGUGCCCCAACGACAUCAACCAGUGCAACAACACCGUCAACCAGUGCACCAACAUCGUCAACCAGUGCACCAACGACAUCAACCAGUGCAACAACAUCCUCAACCAGUGCACCAACGACAUCAACAAGCGCAACAACACCCUCAACCAGUGCCCCAACGACAUCAACCAGUGCAACAACACCCUCAACCAAUGCCCCAACGACAUCAACCAGUGCAACAACACCCUCAACCAGUGCGACAUCACCGUCAACCAGUGCCCCAACGACAUCAACCAGUGCAACAACACCCUCAACCAGUGCAACAACACCCUCAACUAGUGCAACAUCACCGUCAACCAGUGCACCAACAUCAACCAGUGCACCAUCAACCAGUGCACCAACAUCAACCAGUGCAACAACACCCUUAACCAGUGCAACAACACCCUCAACUAGUGCAACAUCACCGUUAACCAGUGCAACAACACCCUCAACCAGUGCACCAACGACAUCAACCAGUGCACCAACAACAUCAACCAGUGCCCCAACGACAUCAACCAGUGCAACAACACCCUCAACUAGUGCAACAAUACCCUCAACCAGUGCCCCAACGACAUCAACCAGUGCAACAACACCCUCAACCAGUGCAACAUUACCGUCAACCAGUGCACCAACGACAUCAACUAGUGCUCCAACGACAUCAACCAGUGCAACAACCUCCUCAACCAGUGUAACAACACCCUCAACAAGUGCACCAACGACAUCCACCAGUGGAACAGCAUCCUCAACCAGUGCAACAACGACAUCAACAAGCGCAACAACACAAUCAACCAGUGCACCAACAUCGUCAACCAGUGCACCGACGACGUCAACCAGUGCAACAACACCGUCAACAAGUGCACCAACAACAUCAACCAGUGCAACGAUACCGUCAACAAGUGCACCAACGACAGCAGUUACCGCAACAACACCGUCCACCAGCGUACCAACAACAUCAACCAGUGCAACAACCACCUCAACAAGUGCAGGAACAACAACUAUGGAAAAUUGGUCAACCAGUGCAACAACACCAUCAACAAGUGCACCGACAACGUCAACUGGUGCCACUACAGCGACAACCACUGCACAAACUACAGCAGUUAGCGAAACAACACAGUCAACCAGUCCAACAGCACCAUCAACCAGUGCACAAACGACAACAGUUACCACAACAACAACGUCAACGAUUGCACCAACAACAUCAACAAGUGCACCAACGACAUCAACCAGUUCAACGACACCGUCAACCACUGCACAAACGACAACAGUUACCUCAACACCAUCAACCAGUACAACAACACUGUUACCCAGUCCACAAACGACAAUAAUUAUUGAAACAACACCGUCAACGAGCUCUUUGAUAUCAACUAGCGUACCAGCAACAACCCUAGCACCGAAGUCCUGUAUCGUUGAUCCUUGUUACAUUGAGAAACUUCUUGGUUAUAACCCUGGAGAAAUUGUUGGUGUAGUUUUCGAUGAGGACAAUCCUGGUUCCUCUCAUGAAAAUGAUAUUGUCUAUGCUGGUGACGAAAUUGAACAUGGCUCUACUCUUCAUAUCACUUGCAAUAAUUGCACUUGUGAUGAUGGUGUCCUAAGUUGCACAGAUAAUUUAUGCACAGGUUGUGCUUAUUCUGACUGGUCAACAUGGAGUACGUGUACUAAAGUUUGUGAUAACGGGCAAACAACAAGAUUCCGUACAAUGCAUAAAGGAAAAGGAACUGAAGUCUGUAAUCUUGAAAUAGAGCAGUCUAAAGAUUGUAACAUUAAUCCCUGUGAAAGUGAACCUUCUUGGAGUACUUGGGAACUAUGGAGUACUUGCACAUCAACUUGUGGUAAAGGAUGGCAAGUAAGAAGGAGAUCUUGUACUAAUGGAGUUACAGAAAGUACAAAAUGUGAUGGAAAAGGUCUAGAAAUGCAGAGCUGUAUCAUCAAGAACUGUACAGUAGAAGAGUGCCCUCAAGGAAAGAUAUGGUCUAAUUGUUCAAAUGAUUGUCAGCAAACAUGUAUAGAAAAAAAAAUGGGAGCAGAAAUAUGUCACGAGUCAGACAGUUGUAUACCAGGAUGUGUAUGUCCAACAGGUUACUUAGAACAGUAUAAUGACUGUGUUUUAGAAGAAGACUGUUAUUGCUAUGAUAAAUUUGGAAAUGCUAUCGGCGAAAAUUACCCACAAGAAAUUCAUGGUGCCUGUGAACGUUGUACAUGUACAGAUGGAGAAAUCGUUUGUACUAAUAUCACUGACGACUGUUGUUCUUAUUCUGAAUGGUCUUCAUGGGGUGCAUGCAGCAAAACUUGUGAUGAGGGUUUAAGAUAUCGUCACAGAAUACUAGAAGAUGGAAAUAUAAACUGUACAAGAAACAUUGAGGAAUAUAUUCCCUGUAUUGUUCGAUCAUGUCCAUCUGUCUGCAAUAUUUCUGACAUUGGGUUUGAUAAUUCUGAAUUGAUGCGAGAAGAUAUUUGUGAAAAAUGUUACUGUGAAGGCUUCAAUGAAACAUGUUUCAAAAACGAAUUCUCAAUAAUUGAUGGUAUCUGGACUGAAUGGACCGAAUGGAGUAAUUGCAGUGGCUCAUGCCAGCCUGGUGCUUUCAGGCAAAGACAGCGUUCAUGUUCAAACCCAUUACCACAGUGUGGUGGCAAAGAAUGUGUUGGUAACUCUAUUGAAUUAGAAGAUUGCAAUACAGAUGCAAAAUGCUGCAUAUUUGAUACAUGGUCAUUCUGGUCAUCAUGUGAUCAAAGUUGUGGACCUGGCAACCAAACGCGUGAAAGAACAGGUUUAACGGGAUCUUUUUGUGGCAAUUAUACUGAGUCUGAGCAACAGCAUUGUGAAAUUCAACCAUGUGACGUAACCUGUGGAGAAUGGGGUGUAUGGAGUGAGUGUAAAGGAGAUUGUGGUAAAGGUAUCUCUACAAGAACAUUUACUCUUUCUGAUGAUCAACAGAACAAUCCACAAUGUAGUGUUUCUUACGAAUCAAAAGAAUGUGAUCUUCAGAAACCAUGUGUCUGUGGUGAAAAUGAAGAGAUUUCAUCAACAGCUGACUGUGAACCCAAAUGUGGUGCAGGCUUCCUGGCACCAAAUUCUUCAGAAUGUGAAACAUUCAACUAUGGCUGCAAGUGUAAAUCUGGGCUGUUCAGAAAUGAAAGUGGACAUUGUAUUCCAAAAGAGGAUUGCAAUCUGUAUUGUUAUGUCGGUGAUUCAAUCAAGAAGGAGAAUGAAAUAUGGAUUGAUCCAGAACGUGAGUGUUAUACAUGUGAAUGUAUUGGUGGCCAUGUAGAAUGUCAAAGAAAAUGUGAAAUCCCUGAGUGUAAUAGUGAUGAAGAGUUAUUUUUCCCAGAAAUUAACCCAUGCUGUCCAGUGUGCAAACUGAGAUCAGAAAACAAAUGCCAAGUGAAAGUUGAUUUCAAGUACCUUACAAAUGGAACCUGUACUGCAAUUCAAAAGGUGAGGGUAACUCAGUGUGGAGGGCAUUGUGCUGAAAGUACAUCUGGAGUAAUUUUGAUGAGCACUAAACCAGAUGUAGUCACUGAUGAGAUGUUCCACAAUAAUUGUGAAUGCUGUCAAGCGAAAGCAACAAAAAUGAGAUCAGUUACGGUUCUCUGUCCACCAGAUAACAUAGAAACUGUCAUGUAUUAUCCAGAAAUAUGCAGUUGUGAAUGUACUAAAUGUAGAUAAGAUUGCAAAAGUACUAAUGGUAUUCUAAUUAGGAAAAAGAUUUGUCUGUCCAAAAUAUAGUGGGAAAUAGCAAUUUAAAAUACAUAAUGGAAAAAAAUAA
Molecule: messenger RNA, 18465 nt
Organism: Octopus sinensis (East Asian common octopus)
Lineage: Eukaryota; Metazoa; Mollusca; Cephalopoda; Octopoda; Octopodidae
Product: mucin-19-like
Exons: 60
Coding region: 84-18365 (6093 amino acids)
Cellular component (GO): extracellular matrix
Molecular function (GO): protein binding
Source: RefSeq, a predicted model, not a curated record